CCUUCAAAACGACGCUAUGGUUACAAAGGAAGAGAUCCAGAAGCUCUUAAGAGAAGCAAUAGCACCCCUAGAAGAAAAAUUUGACAAUUUAAACAAUACUUUUAAAAAUUUGAAGAAGGCAGCCGAUUUUUUGAAUGAGAAGUGCGACAAUGUAUUAUCGCAGCUUCGACAGACCAAAGAGAAGGUACACCUUCAAGCAACGAGCUUGCGACAAGUACAAAAACAUCUUGAUAAUGUCAAGAAAGAAUCCUGUGAAGCGACCAUGGGCUUUGAAAACCUCGCGAAGUAUCUGAGAACGGACUGUCUUAAGAUUUCGGGUAUGCAUCUCAGUGAAAAUUGUACCAGCAACGACAUCGUUAUUGCGGUCGGUCGAGCUAUCGAUGUCCCUGUUAAAGAAGAGGAUAUAUCUACUUCCCACCCUUUACCGUCCUGCAACUCGGAUACUCCAACGAGAAUCAUAGUGAAAUUCAUUCGGCGUGAUACGAGCAAAAGGGUUACAUUACGACAUAUGCUAAUCUUGUCUUGUCUUGUCGACAUAUGCUAAUCUUGUCUAAACUCAACCGUAAACGGAAUCGUCGCGAAAUUUUGGCCAUGGAAACUAAAAGAGAUCAAGCAUUUAUAUCGCGACCGAAUUCUGGUCCUGUUUUUCUUGCAAAUUUCUAUGGAUAUGUUGAAUUCAAAGAUAUUCGUGAUAUUGAUAUCUAAGCCAGUGAAAGCCGAAAAUAUAUAUAAAGCUUAUGUUUCCGCUAGUGUUCUGAGUUCUCUAGUUCUCACGUGGCGCUGCGUAUCGUGUUUACCGGUGCAAUAAACGAUAGGGUUUUGAUCGAACAGAGACGCGUAGUAUGUCUGUUAUUUUAUAAUAAUCAAUAAAUAAUAAAAUGGACUUCUGACCAAUGAUGCAUUGCAAAGCUUGACAACUCAAAGCAAUUCAUGUGCAGUUAUGUCA
Orbicella faveolata is the source of this 946-nucleotide messenger RNA. RefSeq lists its product as uncharacterized. The record is from RefSeq and is a predicted model, not a curated record. Lineage: Eukaryota; Metazoa; Cnidaria; Anthozoa; Scleractinia; Merulinidae.